Messenger RNA from Lagopus leucura (white-tailed ptarmigan), 5932 nucleotides. RefSeq names its product nucleic acid binding protein 1 (gene NABP1). Gene Ontology annotation, biological process: mitotic cell cycle checkpoint signaling; double-strand break repair via homologous recombination; response to ionizing radiation. Gene Ontology annotation, cellular component: SOSS complex. Gene Ontology annotation, molecular function: DNA binding. The transcript has 6 exons. The record is from RefSeq and is a predicted model, not a curated record. The coding region runs from base 34 to 663 and encodes 209 amino acids. NCBI's taxonomy places the organism in Eukaryota, Metazoa, Chordata, Aves, Galliformes, Phasianidae.
CCCGCUAGCCCCGUCCCCCCCGCCGGCCGCAGCAUGAGCGCGGCGAGCGAUGCGUACGUCUUUAUAAAAGACAUAAAACCCGGACUGAAAAACUUAAAUGUCGUCUUUAUUGUGCUGGAGAUCGGGCGCGUCACCAAGACCAAGGACGGGCACGAGGUGAGGUCCUGCAAGGUGGCCGACAAGACGGGCAGCAUCACCAUUUCCGUGUGGGACGAGAUCGGCAGCCUCAUCCAGCCGGGGGACAUCAUCCGCCUCACCAAAGGGUAUGCAUCUCUGUGGAAAGGCUGUUUGACACUUUACACAGGACGAGGAGGAGAGCUGCAUAAAAUUGGGGAGUUCUGCAUGGUAUACUCAGAAGUGCCAAACUUCAGUGAGCCCAACUCAGAACACAUUGGACAGAGCAAACUGGCUCAAGGUGAACAGAAUAAUAGUUGUGCAUCGAGUAAUAUGAGUUCUUGUACUUUCGGGCCACUGGGAAAUGGUUUACAAACUGGACCCGAAUCAAGUGGAUUUCCAUUUACAUAUAAUCACGGCCACUCUUACGCAGGUAGUGGGAGAGGCAAUGGACGAGGACCUGUAAAUCCAGCAACAGCUAAUAGUGUUCAGCCUCUUCCCCCUGCUGUCAGUAAUGGGAGGGACCCACGCAGAGCCUUUAAAAGAUGACUAUGCCAAAUGUGCUUGUACAGCUUGCUUAAACUCUACACUCUACUUGAACACUUAUUGCACUUUUAUUUAUGGUUAACUGUGAACCAGUUUGUCUUUUUUUUUUUUUAACCUUUUGGUCUAUGGAGCAAACUUAAUGUGAUAUUUUUGUUUUGCUUAGGGAAGCACAGGGAGUCUUCCCAUAAAUUAAAGGAAUAGGGAGAAAAGGUGGAUAAUAAAGAGGGUUGAGGGGUAAUGGUUUGAAGAGUCUCAAUUAAAACUCAAUACCCUUUGUCAAAUGGAAGCAAAUUUUGGUAAUGUGUAUGUAUUUUUCUGUUUCUCUUGGUCAACCAUAGAGCCUUAAAUGGUUUGUCACGUCCUGUGUGCACAUACGUUGACUUCCAAUAGUGGGAGUACUUUGUAUUGGAAGAGAAAUGUUGGAGAAGGGAAAACGCUGUAGUGAACUAGGUGUCCUUAGAAUGGGCAUAGCUUGCAAAAGCAAUAAGUAUAAGGAAGUGAUGUCGUCAGCACUUUGUGGUGCCUCCUAAAUCAGAACUAUUAACGUAGACAGAAGUUGAAGACCUCGGAAGUGUCUUGAGGCCUUACCUCCAAUUCCAAAAGCCUGUAUACUCUUCUAAAGAAAAAAUCUCAGUAAUACACCAUUAUCAGUGUCAAGGAGAGCAACACUGAUUAUUUUUGCUUUGGGUAGAAGCUUGGAUACUCAUUCUUACUUUGCUUGGAAUGCGACAGAUCUAAAUACAGGUAGCGCUGGAGAAUACUGUUCGUAGCUAUGCCUGGUAUAGAAAGCUCAGAGCUAGUUUUACUGGACUCUGCAUCUCCAAGAAAGAAUGAGUUUCAGAAACUGUUCUCAAAUGCUGCAUUGCAUCUCUCUUUGAUGAGGCUGCCUACUUUUCCUUCAUUCACUUUUCCAAAUGAAUUAUACAUUAGAUCAAGCUGGAUGUGUUGAUUGCAGAGGUACUGGCCAAGCACACAGCUGCAGUUCUGAUGCUUUAAGCUUUUGUCCCUCUGUUUUAUGUGGAAUACGAGUUAUCCCUUAGAGAACUUAACCCCCACCCCAAUCUUCCCAGGAGGGAAAUAGCUGUGGUUUUAUUUCUGAUAUUACAAAUGUUUUGAGGCUAGAUAUUAAAAGUUCUGUGCCAUAUUUCAGAUCAGGUUUAAAAUACAACUUCGAAGCUGAGAUGUCAUACUGGAUUCAUCUGUUUAACUCUUCUUAUAGCUGACCUCUCAAAUAAAAAUUGCACUAACCAUUUAAAAAAAAAAAAAAACAAAUCUAACUCUCUUUGUCAAGCCGAAAAGACUUUGUGACAAAAAGCUAUUUCUGAAUUGCAAGUUGUCUGCGUCAUCCUUGUUAGUUGAAUAUAUCCCGAAAUUAUUGUUGUUUACAAGUUAUGUUUGGUACUCUAUUAAGAUAUGUUGACAAUUGCCUCUGAGGGGCAAAGGUUCCUUGCUUAAUUCUGAAAUACCAAUCUGUCUUUUAAAAGCAGGCAGCAGCAAAUAUCUGAAGGAAGCUCUAGGGAGGCUUGCGUACUGUUUGUCUCCCGUUCAAGUGUUUUCCUGAUGCCUGCUGCCAAAUUUGUCUUGCAUACAGGGGAGGGUGACGCGCCUCCUGAGGACACUCGCUGGUGCUGAUACGGGACAACAGCGGUAACUUGUAAACCUAAAGCACGCAGUGAAUUCUGGGGAGGUGGUGUAAAGAAAUGUGUAACUCAGGGACUUCAAAUUGCUUAUGUAUUAAGAAAAAUAAGACCUUGCAUAGAGCGUAGACGUGUGGAGAAGCUUUUAUGUGGUGUUGCAUUAAGAUGUUUGAUAUGCUUGUGAGAAGGAAGCCAGGAGGACUUCUAAACCUGUGAAGUACGCGUGACGUGUUCCAAAGGUAAAUGAGAUGCAAAUAUAGUGGAAGAGUUGUGCUUUGCAGUCACAGCUGUAACUGUAGUAAGUGAGCAGUGCAAUUGAUAGCACAGUGGUGACUUUGUAUUUGUUGGGAUUCCUCAGUUGUGGAUGUCUGCAAUCCUAGUGAUCUUGGUUUCUCUACAAUAAUAAAGAAGGUUGAUUAUAGUUCUGAACCCAUUCUCAGUGUAUGCUGAGGUACUUACCUGGUGUUUUCAGCUCUAUGCAUUUGGUCUUUUUAUUAAGCUAAUAAAUGAAGUUGUUCACAUACAAAAUAGAGAUUACUAAUGAUGUGAAAUUUAAAUGUUUGUUGCCAAAUGGACAAUUGAUUUGCAGUUGGGAGGAAAGAAAGCACAAGAGGCCGGUCUCCAUGUUUUCAAGGUUAGUAACGUUCCUGCCUUUCUGUUUCUUGUGUGAAACUAUUUCAAUUUAUUAAUGAAUUUUUACUUCUUUGCAGGGGAGAUCUGUGCCCUGAAAAGUCGCAUGGACUUAAAGUAAAUAAUCAUAGCAACUUUUCAAGGUUCCUCUGAGCUUCCUGUGAACCUAAUAGAAAAAAGUUGUUUCCCUCAGAGGUAUCAGUGUCAAGAUAGAGAGCUCUCAACUUCCAGAGGCAUCUGCGAGCCUGCCUUGCAUCUGGAUCCUGUCACCUUGCUGUAUGGAGGCUUGCACAGAAACAUUUCUCUGUGUAAACAAGCAGUGGUCAUGAAUUACUCAGACACUAUAAGCCUGUUUGUGGGGCCCACUGGUUAGGACUAUAGGAAGUUUUUAACACAAGUCUUUAGGUAGAUCCUGCGCAGCCCUUCCUUUAGAUUAUUCUCAUUUUAUGGAGUGUAGAUCACAGCAGGAUAAACUUGGAAGAUGCUCACCUGUCCAAACUACAGCUUGCAGUGCAUUUGGGUAUCCAAAUCACUAGUGCUGCUGUCUUCCCCUACGCCAAAGGGACUGCUCCAGACUUCAGCAAUAUUGCAGUGCAGAGUUUUGCUACGUGCUUAAAUCCUAUCUCAGAAUGAGUCUGUCCAUUCCUUCUUAAAGUGGAAAAGCAGCCCUGUACUGUGAGGCACCACUUAGCCUUCAACAUGUGCUGAGGCCACGUGAUCUACAACCACAGGGAUAAGGGAGGGAGGAGGGGGUGCUAAGUAACAUGAAACCAGUGAUUAUGCAUCACAUGCCUCCGUCUUGUGUUUACAAGUCAUCUGAAUAGCUUUGGCCUUUAGUUAAAACUGCCCAAGCUGCAGUCCUGUGCAGAUUUACAGUAUUGCACAAGUACUGUUAAGCGUAUGGGCACUGAGUGCUGCUUCUGUGAAGGUGCUGUGGGCUGUGUGACACCUUUUUCUGUGUAAGUGAAGUCUGUAUAGGUGAGAAAAGUAUUGUGAGGAUGCUAGUCGUGGCCUGACAGCUCGUAUCUCUGAGCCCAAAUGAGUUUUUGUAGGCCCUAAUGCCCAUGUUUUGCUGGUGGACUGGUUGUUCUAUGGUCCUCUACAGCUAAUGCCCUUACCGUCCCAAAACCAAGAGUUGUUGCCUGUUCUCAUAGAGGCAGAUUCAAGUGUUUCAGCUGGAGCUUCCCCACUGUGUUCUCGAAGGCCUGGUGUUUUCCCUGCUCCUUUUGCAUUUGUGAAGUUUUGCCUUGUUUUUCUCUAGCCAGGGAGCCAAGCAUUUCUUAGCAUGACCAAAUGCAAUCUGGCAGUGUUUUCCAGGGGAGCCCAGCGUGGCUUUGCACGCCAAAUUAGCCAGGGGCUUGCUCCUAACCAUCUCACAUUGAUCAACUUCAGGAGAUUCUCCCCUUAGCUGAGCACCAGCAUGUUACAGGAAAGUGUGGGCAGCCUGGGUCCUAUGGCAGGGUACCCACAUCCCAUUUUAUCCGUAUAAAACAAAGCAGGGGGCAACUGCCGCUGCGUCACUUCGAGAACUCAUUCAGGGAAGCACUUCCUGACUUCAGCUGUCAUCAUGUUAUUCAUUCCCUUCCCUGUAGUCACGUUCCAGGGAGGUUGAGUUUGUUGCAGCCCUUUGUGGGGUUUAUGCUUUUUGAUCCAUUCUGUGCUGGGCAUCUGUGCGUGUAUGUAUGCAUGUGAACACAGCAUCUUGCAGUGGGGAUGGUAAAAGUCCUAAGAAAGCGAGUUACUAAACUACAGAGGGUGGAGUUCAAAGGGAUUAGAAGCUAAGUUUGGAGAUGACUAAGGGGAACAGUUAAGGACUGUGUUUGGAUUCAUAAAUCUCCAAAUUCCUGACGCUUGUCUUUUUUUUUUUUUCCUCAGGAAGAAAGCAAUGUAGGUAUAAGAGCUGUGUUUAUAGCCAUGCUCCCAGCUGAUAAACAGGGACCAGGUUUAUACAUUUCCUAGGGAGCAAGAUUAGAAAGGAAUGAAACAUCAGGAUUUGUCAGAGCUCAGGGAGAAUUCUCGUGUGCUGGUAACUGUUCAGAGCUAAUUCCCUCCUGUGAGCUGAAAUGGGGUGGAGUCUGUGCUGCUCAGGGGAAGUCCAAGGCGCUGCUGUGCUCCAGUGCUGACCGGCUGCCAUGUGGUAGGGAAACUGGUAUGUAAAAGGAAUAAAUCAGCUUAAAAAUUGAUAACCCGAGCUCUAAAAUAGUGCAGUUGCACGUUGCAGGACCAUGUAGUGAUGUGUGAGUUCUCGCUGCGUGUGAUCACGGUUUGCCUUUGGCCCUGUGCAGGCAGUAGGAUCGCAGCUGUGAAAGCAGAGGUGAUGGGCAGAGCUGCUGGGAGCUGAACUCAGCAUUGGUGUAGAAGCUGAAUGCAAUGGAAAAGCUGAAAGCCACAGCCACUGUGUAGGCUUUUCUUUCUAAAUUGAGAAAAUUAGGUACACAGGUGAAAUUCGCAUUUCUCUCUUUUUUUUUUCCUGAAGGGGAGGGAAGGGAGAGCAAAGCCCCACAUCCUGCCAGGUGGGCUGUGCAACCAUUUGCAUCUGAUCUGUUCCACCUGGUGCUGCUCCUGGGCCAGGCCCUUUGUAACGGGGCGGGCACAGGGAAUAUUCUCAGACAUAUAUUCCUGCUUGCUUCGGAGACCCUUAUAGCUGGGAGGCAGCAGGUAAAGCCUGGAACAGGAGAGCUGGUGACUUUGGCAGGUAGAUGUUUAAAACGCUUGGACAAAUGCUGUCAGGAGUGGUUUGGGGAGAGGGGGAGUGAUUUUGGCACAGGGCAAGUGUGAGGAUGCAUUAAAUGAUCUCCUGAAGCUCUUUCCACUGUUAUUUUGUAUGAUUUAUGCAUUAGCUUCGUUUUUGUAAUUUCCUCUUUUCUAGGUUGAUUAAUGCUAAAUUUAAUUUUCUGUAAUCAACUUGAGCAUGCAACUUGAAGAGAUGAGGUUUAGGCUGAUUGCAGUAAAAGUCUACCUAUCCUGUCUAGCUUGAAUAAAGCAAAACUAUUUUUAUCUCUAAA